AGGAGCUCUCCGCUUGGUCACAAAGCUCUGAUACAUAUGGCGGCUCUGGUGUUUGUCAGCGGCCAGUCACGCAUGCAGCAGCUUUGAGCGCUAAUGCGCUCAGAGUCGCUGUAGCUUACGCUAUUGUGACGCAUCUCCCCUCUGGGCCGUGGGGCAAACAGCCCCGCGGACGACUCGGUGAAGGUACUGACUAGGACCCUUUUCCCAGUCAGCAUCCGACGGAUUCGCAUUUUCGCAUCUUACCUUUUACCUUGCUCGUUUGUUUUGAACACAUUGCAAGAAUCGCCAAAAUACAAUAAACCUUUUAUUGAGAUUACAGCCGUAAAAUAUAAUAGUCGCUACGCCCCAGUUCUCCAUAUACCUCCCUCACAGCUUAUCCUCCACUGCCUCUAGCCUUCCUACGCGACCUCCAGUAGUGCGAGCGGCAUCCCAACUCUCUAGACUUUCCUCUUGCUAGAUGAAAAAGGCAUUGAAGGCCAAUUGAAGAAGGAUAUCAUAAAUUUUUUGACUCGAGAUAAAACUAUAGAUAUGCCUUCCGCAUCAAUUGAUCACAACAAGUUCGACAGCAUACCGGACACAGUCGCUGCUUUCCGCAAUGGCGAAUUUAUCGUAGUCAUGGAUGAUCCUGGCCGAGAAAAUGAAGGCGACCUCAUCAUUGCCGCCCAAGACUGCACCGCUGAGAAGAUGGCCUUCAUGGUCCGGUACUCGUCGGGCUACGUCUGCGCACCCAUUCCACCCGAACGUACUGAAUACCUCGAGCUGCCACAGAUGGUCCCCAAUAGUCAGGAUCCUCGCGGUACUGCCUACACGAUCUCGAUUGACGCCGCCGACCCAUCCGUCACCACCGGUAUCGGCCCCUAUGACCGCGCCUUGGCCGUCAGACGCUUGGCUGAUCCGACUGCGACGGCCGCAAGCUUCCGCCGCCCUGGACACAUUCUACCGCUUCGCGCGGUUUCAGGGGGCGUUAGGGCACGGAGGGGCCAUACUGAAGCCGCCAUUGACUUCUGUCGCUUAGCCGGCAAGGCCGAGGCCGCUGCUAUAGGUGAGAUCGUCGACGACGGCGAAGAAGUUGCUGGACAGGCAAUACGGCGAGACCCGGGCAUGAUGAGGGGUGAGGGUUGCAUUGCAUUCGCAAGAAAGUGGAAUCUAAAAGUCUGCACCAUCGAGGAUCUCGUUAUUUACCUCGAGAAGACGGAGGGAAAACUCGGUGCAAACGGAACGUCAUAAAUAUUGGCGUGUAUUAGACGGCAAACUCAACAGCAAAAUAGGGGUAUGGGCUUGUUUUCAAGUGACUAUUAUUAACCUAUAAAUUAGAGAAGCAAGCAGCCAUCUUGCGAUCGGACAUAUUCUGUAUAAACGGCGUCGGCAUAUGUAUAAAAAGGAUACUAGAGUCCACACUCCAAUAUAUCUCAUACGACUUUUCUGUCUGUUUUCAGCUCACUUACUGCAGGUAGUCUAUAUUUCUAGGUAAAGAUGAGCACUACUGUGUUAACAUACGAGCUGCACGUUUAUCGUUUGCGAGUCUUGUUGGAGUCGUCUCGGUUUUUCUGGUCACCAAAAUGCAUUUACGGAUCCUCAUGGUGAACCACACUGUUGACAGCAACCUUUCCGCACUGGGGCAUAGCUAUGAAUUAACCUCUGACUCGUGGGUGCAAUGGA
Messenger RNA from Xylaria bambusicola, 1659 nucleotides. RefSeq names its product DHBP synthase RibB-like alpha/beta domain-containing protein. Gene Ontology annotation, biological process: aerobic respiration; riboflavin biosynthetic process. Gene Ontology annotation, cellular component: cytosol; mitochondrial intermembrane space. NCBI's taxonomy places the organism in Eukaryota, Fungi, Ascomycota, Sordariomycetes, Xylariales, Xylariaceae. Bases 529 to 1227 code for a protein of 232 amino acids. Gene Ontology annotation, molecular function: 3,4-dihydroxy-2-butanone-4-phosphate synthase activity. The transcript has 2 exons. The record is from RefSeq and is a predicted model, not a curated record.